AUUAUCUUCAUCUUGUUACAGAAGAAAAAGAAAAAAAAGGAAAAAUAGUUGCCCUUCGAAAACAAAUUCAAAGCGAGGAGAGAGAAGUAAGAGAGAGAAACUAAUGGAGUCCUUCUUCCAAUCGUCGCAAUCUCGUUUUGGAAGUUCUUGGAAUUUCAACGCAUUCAAGAAUCUUAGUGAGAUUUCUCCUGCCGUUCAGUCGCAUCUCAAGCAGGUAUACUUGACAUUAUGCUGGGCCUUGGUUGUAGCUGCACUUGGUUCAUAUCUGCAUAUUCUAUGGAAUUUUGGUGGUCUCUUGACAACUUUGGCUUGUCUGGGCUGCAUGGUUUGGAUACAUUUCACCCCUCCACAUGAGGAGAAAAAAAGGGUUGGGCUGUUGAUGGCGUUCGCUGCAUUUCAAGGAGCAUCUAUUGGUCCUCUUAUUGACUUGGCCAUUCAGAUUGAUUCAAGCCUUUUGGUUUCUGCAUUUGUGGGUUGUGCAAUAGCAUUUGGAUGCUUUUCUGCAGCUGCGAUGUUUGCAAGGCGUAGGGAGUACCUCUACUUGGGGUCUUUGCUUUCAUCUGGCAUGUCCAUCCUACUCUGGCUGCACUUUGCUUCUUCCCUCUUUGGAGGAAAAACAGCAUUGUUCACGUUCGAGCUGUAUUUUGGUCUUCUUCUUGUCGUGGGUUAUAUUGUGUUCAACACGCAAAUGAUCAUUGAGAAGGCUUACUCUGGAGACUUGGACUAUGUAAAGCAUGCUAUGACACUCUUCGUUGACUUUGUUGGUUUAUUUGUCAGGAUCUUAAUCAUCUUGAUCAAGAAUACGAUGGAAAAGGAGAACAAGAAGAAGAAGAAGAGAAGUGAUUAAUUUGACGUGCUUCAUCACCACCAUCGAGCUUGUGGAUUCAGCGCGUUCUCUCUAAUUCCUAAAUCUAUGAACUCUGCGUUAUAGUUGUAACGGUUUUAAUCUUGUUGGAAAACUUAAGAGUAAAGAGUAGUCUGAUGUUGCUGAUGUUCGUCACAUAACCUGUAGAUAUUUGGAUACAGUAGUGGAGUAAUCGUAUCUUAAACCUAGUAGUUUGAAUGAAUUUUUGGUACUAUGUUCUUUUGUUGAUAUGGGUAUUUCGUACAUUUUGAA
This is a messenger RNA of Spinacia oleracea (spinach), 1117 nucleotides long. RefSeq names its product bax inhibitor 1. Bases 104 to 847 code for a protein of 247 amino acids. The record is from RefSeq and is a predicted model, not a curated record. Gene Ontology annotation, cellular component: membrane. Lineage: Eukaryota; Viridiplantae; Streptophyta; Magnoliopsida; Caryophyllales; Amaranthaceae. The transcript is spliced from 6 exons.